Messenger RNA from Elaeis guineensis (African oil palm), 807 nucleotides. RefSeq lists its product as uncharacterized. The record is from RefSeq and is a predicted model, not a curated record. NCBI's taxonomy places the organism in Eukaryota, Viridiplantae, Streptophyta, Magnoliopsida, Arecales, Arecaceae.
CAAGAAACUAGAGAAAAAAGAUAAGAGAGUCUAUUAUUAUUGUUAUUACUAGUUGUUCUCAAAUUAUUAAGGAUAAUGCCAACGGUGCACGAGUUCCGAGGCGCCUGCACCUUGGUGGCCGCGCUCCUCCUCCUCCUGGGUUUCGCGGCGGCCAGGGAGACGCCCAUGGAGCUCUCACGUGCAGAGCUCGUGCGCCUGGCUGGCUAUGGGGAGGAGAGGCUCUCCUCCGUGCUGGUCACCGGAGCCAUUCUCUGCGACGCCUGUUUGCAAGCCGGGUCUCACCUCCUCUCCUCCCACGUCUCUGAUGCUAAGGUUGCCGUCGCAUGCAAAACCGAAGGUCGAAGGAGGAAAGCUUAUUGGGUGUAUGGAAUGACAGAUGAUUAUGGAGAAUUCAUCAUUGACCUCCCUUCCCAUCUCCAUGCAAUCCCACUAGAAGAGGAUUGCAUUGUUAGGGUCCUAAGAAUGCCCAAGAACUCAUAUUGUCAGCAAAUUUCAGGCAUGAACUGGAAAGCUAUAAAGCUCUCUUCAGUUGGAAAUAGCAUCCGCGUGUAUACUGCGGGAGUCGUACGGUUGAGCUACAGAACUAAACCUUCUCAUGCGUGCUUGAAGAAGAGAGACAAUGACAUGGAAAGCGUUUGGUGAAGGAUGGUGACAAUUUAUAGCAACCAUUUCAAAUGAGUUGAGAAAUUUUAUAUACUGCCUUAUGUGGAUAUGUUCAUCCUUCUGAGAUUUCACCAUGUAUAUUUACCGUUCAAAAGUAUAGUAUGUUAUCACAAACAAAAAUAAUAUCUUGUGGACUAUAUAGUA